Penicillium maclennaniae is the source of this 3447-nucleotide messenger RNA. RefSeq lists its product as uncharacterized. The transcript has 4 exons. NCBI's taxonomy places the organism in Eukaryota, Fungi, Ascomycota, Eurotiomycetes, Eurotiales, Aspergillaceae. Gene Ontology annotation, molecular function: protein binding. The coding region runs from base 1 to 3447 and encodes 1148 amino acids. Gene Ontology annotation, cellular component: kinesin complex. The record is from RefSeq and is a predicted model, not a curated record.
AUGGCAACCUUAGACCGGCCCGGAACUCCCCCAAGCCCCUUAUCGACCGUCCCGUUCCGUCGCGACCCAGACUUUGUCGACCGUGGAACGCUACUUGAUCAGAUACAUGAAAAAGGCUCUAUACCGGGAUCUCGGAUCGCACUUCUCGGCCUAGGUGGCGUUGGAAAAUCGCAACUUGCUAUCGAAUACUGUUAUCGAGUUCGAGAUCAAUCGCCCGACACAUGGGUUUUCUGGGUCCAUGCGAGUACUGCGGCACGCUGCGAAGGAAGCCUCCGCGACCUUGCCGACCGCGCCAAGAUUCCCGGGCGCCAGCACCGCAACGCUAAUAUUUUCCAACUCUUCGGGAACUGGUUACAAGAUGGAAAAAUCGGAAAAUGGAUUCUUGUCCUGGAUAAUGUUGAUGAUGACGAGCUCCUUCGCAAGCCAUUAGUAACUCGUACAGACACACAGGAAAACGGCCAGAACCAUGUCUUGACACAGCCACCGCUAAGGUACCUUCUCGGAAUCUCGAAUGGCUCUAUUAUUAUCACGAGUCGCAAUAAAAGGGUAGCAUUGGAAAUCGCUGGCCAGACGAAGGGUCUCAUUGAUGUGCAACCGAUGAACAUGGCCGAGGGGGUCGAUCUAAUGCAGAACAAGCUACAGUCCUAUACUGAGAGAGCGGACGUGGUUCAGCUAGUGGAAGAACUCGAGUACAUGCCACUCGCGAUUGUGCAAGCGGCUAGCUAUAUCACUCAUCGUUCGCCCCGUUGCUCAGUAGCGCAAUAUCUCGACAAGCUUCGACAGAGUGAUCGACACGCGGCGAAGCUCCUGAAUCACGAGGGACUGAACACUUACCGAGACUGUGAGGCAAAAAACUCUAUUCUUCUGACAUGGCAAAUUUCGUUCGACCAUAUCCGACGAAUAAGACAGAGUGCGGCUGAUGUACUUUCCCUAAUGAGCUUUUUCGACUGGCAGGGAAUCCCAGAGGAGCUUCUACGGGUUCAUGGUAUUGAAAAAAACCAUGAAAAUUCGGGUUCUUCAGGGGAAGUUGCGAACAGCUCCAGUGCAGAGGACACAGAUAGUUCGUCCGAAUGUGACCUAGACGACAAUUUUGAGAUCGACAUUGCAACUCUCCGAGACUAUUCCUUCAUUGCUAUCAGUCAAAGUAGCACGGUAUUCACGAUGCAUCGGCUAGUGCAGCUCACGGUCCGCAUGUGGUUGAAAACCCAUGGCCAGGCUGAGGGGUGGAAGGAACGAUUCAUUAACAAUCUAGAUGCUGAGUUCCCGACCGGCGAAUACGCAAAUUGGGAGAAGUGCCGUCAGCUGCGUUACAUCGACCAAAAUCGCAAGACUGUCUACGAAGCUGGGCUGGGUUACUUUACAGGGGGGGCCUGGUAUGCGAAAGAAAGUGGCAAUAUCCCUGAUUUGCGGGAAAUGGCAUCUACGUCGAGAAAGCAGAGAAUAAAGAUAUUAGGCGUGGAACAUGAAGACACCCUUGAUAGCACUGCGAUGUUAGCAAUAGCUUACCGACUUGAGGGCCAGUGGAAAGCGGCGGAGCAGCUCGAGGUGCAGGUCGUGGAGGCUCGCAAGACGAAGCUCGGCGUCGAUCAUCCUGACACGCUGACGAGUAUGGGCAAUCUGGCGUCGACGUAUAGGAAGCAGGGCCGGUGGAAAGCGGCAGAGCAGCUCGGGGUGCAGGUCGUGGAGGCCCGCAAGACGAAGCUUGGCGCCGACCAUCCUGACACUCUGUCCAGUAUGAACAAUCUGGCGUUGACAUAUUCGAACCAGGGCCGGCGGAAAGAGGCGGAGCAGCUCGAGGUGCAGGUGAUGGAGGCUCGCAAGACGAACCUCGGCACCGACCAUGCUGACACGCUGACGAGCAUGGGCAAUCUGGCAUCGACAUAUAGGAAGCAGGGCCGGUGGGAAGAGGCGGAGCAGCUCGAGGUGCAGGUGAUGGAGACUCGUAAGACGAAGCUCGGCGUCGAUCAUCCUGACACGCUGACGAGUAUGGGCAAUCUGGCGUCGACGUAUAGGAAGCAGGGCCGGUGGAAAGCGGCAGAGCAGCUCGAGGUGCAGGUCGUGGAGGCUCGCAAGACGAAGCUUAACGCCGACCAUCCUGACACGCUGUCCAGUAUGAACAAUCUGGCGUUGACAUAUUCGAACCAGGGCCGGUGGGAAGAGGCAGAGCAGCUCGGGGUGCAGGUCAUGGAGGCUCGCAAGAUGAAGCUCGGCGCCAACCAUCCUGACACGCUGUCCAGUAUGAACAAUCUGGCGUUGACAUAUUCGAACCAGGGCCGGUGGGAAGAGGCGGAGCAGCUCCAGGUGCAGGUUAUGGAGACGAGCAAAACCAAGCUCGGCGCCAACCAUCCUGACACGCUAACGGGCAUGGCCAAUCUAGCGUCGACGUACCGGGAGCAAGGACGGUGGGAAGAGGCGGAGCAGCUCGAGGUGCAGGUGAUGGAGACUCGCAAGACGAAGCUCGGCGCCGACCAUCCUGAUACGCUGACCAGUAUGGCCAAUCUAGCGUCGACGUUCUGGAACCAGGGCCGGUGGGAAGAGGCCGAGCAGCUCGAGGUGCAGGUGAUAGAGGCUCGCAAGACGAAGCUCGGCGCCAACCAUCCUGACACGCUGACGGGUAUGGCCAAUCUAGCGUCGACGUACCGGGAGCAAGGACGGUGGGAAGAGGCGGAGCAGCUCGAGGUGCAGGUGAUGGAGACUCGCAAGACGAAGCUCGGCGCCGACCAUCCUGAUACGCUGACCAGUAUGGCCAAUCUAGCGUCGACGUUCUGGAACCAGGGCCGGUGGGAAGAGGCCGAGCAGCUCGAGGUGCAGGUGAUGGAGACGAGCAAGACGAAGCUCGGCGCCGACCAUCCUGACACGCUGACGGGCAUAGCCAAUCUAGCGUCGACGUAUAGGAAGCAGGGCCGGUGGGAAGAGGCAGAGCAGCUCCAGGUGCAGGUCAUAGAGAUAAGCAAAACCAAGCUCGGCGCCGACCAUGCUGACACGCUGACGAGUAUGGGCAAUCUGGCAUCGACAUAUAGGAAACAGGGCCGUUGGGAAGAGGCGGAGCGGCUCCAGGUGCAGGUCAUGGAGGCUCGCAAGGCGAAGCUCGGCGCCAACCAUCCUCACGCGCUAACGAGUAUAGCAAAUCUGGCGUCCACAUAUAGGAAGCAGGGCCGGUGGGAAGAGGCGGAGCAGCUCGAGGUGCAGACGAAGCUCGGCGUCGAUCACCCUGACACGCUGACGGGUAUAGCCAAUCUGGCUCAUACCCUUAGGUCAUCGGGGCAACAAACAGCUGCUUUGCUGUUAAUGGCAAAAUGUUUCCAAGUUCGUGACCGUAAGCUAGGACCUGAUCAUCCGGAUACUGUGUCUGCCCAGUCUGCUUUAAACAAAUGGCAUGGGAAUGGUGACUCCGUAUCUUCACCUCCCAUUGAAGUGCCGACUAAAAACAAAGAGAGUCAAUCCUAG